This is a messenger RNA of Podarcis muralis (Common wall lizard), 591 nucleotides long. RefSeq names its product guanylate cyclase activator 1A (gene GUCA1A). The record is from RefSeq and is a predicted model, not a curated record. Gene Ontology annotation, biological process: positive regulation of guanylate cyclase activity; visual perception. NCBI's taxonomy places the organism in Eukaryota, Metazoa, Chordata, Lepidosauria, Squamata, Lacertidae. Gene Ontology annotation, cellular component: cone photoreceptor outer segment; photoreceptor inner segment. Gene Ontology annotation, molecular function: calcium sensitive guanylate cyclase activator activity; calcium ion binding.
AUGGGGAACAUGGAUGGAAAGUCUGUUGAGGAACUGAGCGCUACCGAGUGCCACCAGUGGUACAAGAAGUUCAUGACAGAGUGUCCCUCCGGUCAGCUGACCUUGCAUGAGUUCAAGCAGUUUUUUGGCUUGAAAAACCUGACUCCAGCAUCAAAUGAAUACAUCGAGCAGAUGUUUGAAACAUUCGACUUUAAUAAGGAUGGCUACAUUGAUUUUAUGGAGUAUGUGGCAGCUCUAAGCUUGGUCCUGAAGGGAAAAGUGGAACAGAAGCUGAGAUGGUACUUCAAACUGUAUGAUGUGGAUGGAAACGGCUGUAUUGACAGGGAUGAGUUACUAAACAUCAUUAAGGCGAUUCGCACCAUCAACCCAUGUAAUGAAGUAAUGACAGCUGAGGAAUUCACAAACAUGGUGUUUGAUAAAAUCGAUAUAAAUGGAGAUGGUGAGCUGUCUCUGGAGGAGUUCAUGGACGGAGUACAGAAAGAUGAGGUUCUACUUGACAUCCUGACCCGUAGCCUGGACCUGACGCACAUUGUUCGAAUGAUCCAGAAUGAUGGAAAGAAUCCCGAGGAAGUGGCAGGAGCUGCUGAAUAG